AUGCCCAAGAACGCUCUUUUAGCCUCCAUCGGCUUCAUACUCCUCUGCGUCUCUCAGCUAUUUAUCUGGUUCAUCAUCCUGCCCGGUGUCACGCAUGAUACGCCCUUCCGCCAUACGUACUACCUUCGUGCCGACACCAGCGGCAUCACAGGGGCCCGUGACGUUUCCCAGUGGACUUACUUCUUUAUCUGCGGCCCCGACAACAGAGACUGCGGUCCUUCUCAUCCUGCUAUUCCUUUCGGCUUUGCCUGGGACAGCAAUGCGCGGAAUGUGCCGCCGGGACUUGGUGGUAGCCAUGGCAGUCACACGACGUCGUUCCAUUACUUCUACAUGUGGCGCUUUGGAUGGGUGUUUUUGCUCAUGACACUCUUCUUUGAGGUGCUGGCCUUCUUCACUUCGAUACUAGCUUGCUGCGGCCGUCUAGGUGCAGCGCUGGCCUUUGUCGUUUCCGCCAUUGCUCUCUUCUUCUAUACGCUCGCCGUAUCUAUCAUCACUGCCACAUUCUGCGAAGCCCGCAACCGUUUCCACGACGUUGGCCGCUCUGCCAAGAUUGGGCCGUGGGCUUUCGGCUUCCUGUGGGGUUCGUAUGUGGCACUUCUCAUUGCUGUCAUUCUUUUCGCGCUGGGCAUACGUUCGAAUCCCACCUUUGACUUUAAACGCCGGCAGAGCUCUCGCGAACCUACCGGAAGCCGAGGGCGCUCCUACGAUGGUCGCCGAGUCAAGGAAGAGUAUUCGUAA
Molecule: messenger RNA, 738 nt
Organism: Trichoderma gamsii
Lineage: Eukaryota; Fungi; Ascomycota; Sordariomycetes; Hypocreales; Hypocreaceae
Product: non-anchored cell wall protein-6
Exons: 3
Coding region: 1-738 (245 amino acids)
Biological process (GO): endocytosis; fungal-type cell wall organization; septin cytoskeleton organization
Cellular component (GO): plasma membrane; membrane raft; cell cortex
Source: RefSeq, a predicted model, not a curated record